Molecule: messenger RNA, 1071 nt
Organism: Microthlaspi erraticum
Lineage: Eukaryota; Viridiplantae; Streptophyta; Magnoliopsida; Brassicales; Brassicaceae
Source: the annotation of a GenBank genome assembly
AUGUUGUAUCCGGAUAAGAGAAAUAGGAAGAGGAAGAAAGAGGAGCCGCCUCGGACGACCCAAAAUCAAUGGAGCCUAUUAAUGUCGCUUCCCAAUGAUUUGUUGUUAAACUGCGUGGCACGCUUGUCAAGGUUGUACUAUCCGACUCUCUCCCUGUGUGCAAGAGCUUUAGAGCUCUCCUGGCUUCACCGAAGCUUUACAAAACCCGGUCACUCAUGGGCCGACGGAGAUAUGUCUCUAUGUGUGCAUACGGUGCGAGUCGCAUUUCCCGAUAUUACUACUGGUCCUGGUGCUAACUUUGGGGGUCUCGUGGCGGUUGGUUCGAGUAUCUACCAAAUUGACAAGUUUGUAUCCUCAGUUGUGGAUUGCCGGUCUCACACGAGGCGCGAGGCUCCAAGGUUCCCGGUGAAGCUAUGGGAAUGUUCUGCUAGCGUCGUCGAUGAAAAGAUAUACGUAGCAGGACGCUACCGAGAAGGCGAUGGCGAUGGCGCUUCCCUUGUCAACUUGUUCAAGGUGUUGGACCCCAAAACUCAAAUUUGGGAUUCUCUGCCUCCAAACCCUAGCACCUGUUAUCAUGGCGUCUACGGAACAGCAUGUAUUGACGGAACGUUCCGCGUGGUGACUAGCUCACAAGUGGACCUUGCUUACGAUUCCAAGGAAGGUAGAUGGGACCUGUUAAGAUCAGUAAUGGAGAAACAUUCUCUAUCACGUAAUUCCUAUUGCGUGGUAGAGAAUGUGUUGUACUCUGCUCCCCAUGGAGACUUGAGAUGGUAUGACUAUGAGGUACACGAGUGGAAAAACUUGAACGGUUUGGAUGGACUACCAAAGUUGGGUUCUUUUGAUCGGAUUGGAUUGGCUGGUUAUGGUGUUGGAAAGAUGAUGGUUUUUUGGAAGGAGAAGAUCCCUUCUGGAUGGCUUGCUUGUGUCCUCUAUCAUACCAAGAUUUGGUGCGCCGAGAUUUCUCUUGAACGACGCAGCGAAAGCAUUUGGGGGCAAGUUGAGUGGUUUGACCAUGUGCUCACAUCCGGUAUGAAUUUUGAUCUCAUCAAGGUUCUUGCUCCCACUCUCUGA